This is a messenger RNA of Salvelinus namaycush (lake trout), 1426 nucleotides long. Its product is annotated as zinc finger protein 135-like. The record is from RefSeq and is a predicted model, not a curated record. Gene Ontology annotation, molecular function: DNA-binding transcription factor activity; RNA polymerase II cis-regulatory region sequence-specific DNA binding. Gene Ontology annotation, biological process: regulation of transcription by RNA polymerase II. Lineage: Eukaryota; Metazoa; Chordata; Actinopteri; Salmoniformes; Salmonidae. The transcript has a single exon. The annotation marks the transcript as partial.
CAGCAGAGACCCACAGGGAAGAAAUCUCACUGCUGCUCUGACUGUGGGAAAAGAUUCAACUCUUCAGUAAAACUUAAAACACAUCAAAGAAUUCACACAGGAGAGAAAUCUUACGGCUGUGAUCAAUGUGGGAAGAGUUUUACUCUGCUACAAACCCUGAAAUCACACCAGCGAACACACACAGGAGAGAAACCUUAUAGCUGUGAUCAAUGUGGGAAGAGUUUUACUACAUCUAGCAAUCUCACUAUACACCAGAGAACACACACAGGAGAGAAACCAUAUAGCUGUGAUCAAUGUGGGAAGAGUUUUAAUACAUCUAGCUAUCUAACUAUACACCAGAGAACACACACAGGAGAGAAACCUUACGGCUGUGAUCAAUGUGGGAAGAGAUUUAUUCUGCUACAAACCCUGAAAUCACACCAGAGAAUACACUCUGGAGAGAAACCUUUUGGCUGUUAUCAAUGUGGGACGAGUUUUUCUCAGCUAAGCAUCCUGAUAGUACACCAGCGCGGACACACAGGAGAGAAACCUUUUAGCUGUGAUCAAUGUGGGAAGGGUUUUACUACAUCUAGCUGUCUAACUAUACACCAGAGAACACACACUGGAGAGAAACCUUAUGGCUGUGAUCAAUGUGGGAAGAGUUUUACUCAGCUAAGCAACCUGGUAGUACACAAGAGAUCACACACAGGAGAGAAACCUUAUAGCUGUGAUCAAUGUUGGAAGAGUUUUACUACAUCUAGCUGUCUAACUAUACACCAGAGAAUACACACAGGAGAGAAACCUUAUGGCUGUGAUCACUGUGGGAAGAGUUUUAUUGGGCUACAAUCCCUGAAAUCACACCAGAGAAUACACACGGGAGAGAAAUCUUAUAGCUGUAAUCAAUGUGGGAAGAGUUUUACUACGUCUAGCUGUCUAACUAAACACCAGAGAACACACACGGGAGAGAAAUCUUUUGGCUGUGAUCAAUGUGGGAAGCGUUUUUCUCACCCAAGCAGCCUGAUAGUACACCAGCGGACACACACAGGAGAGAAACCUUAUAGCUGUGAUCAGUGUGGGAAGAGUUUUUCUACAUCUUGCUAUCUAACUAUUCACCAGAGAACACACACAGGAGAGAAACCGUAUAGCUGUGAUCAAUGUGGGAAGAGAUACUCUGAUAAAAGAUCUCUGAUUAAACAUCAGAAAAUACAUACAUGAAGGAGUUGUUUCAUGAUAUCAAUGAAAUAAUGUCACAAUGUAGAAUGUUUUAACAUUGUUGUAGCAGUAUUUGAAUGAAUGUCAGAAUGUAGAACCCUAAACGUUUGUCCCCUGUUCAGUUGAUAUUAGCCUCAGCGAAAAAUCCAGGCCCUGAAUUGAAAGAGUACUAUUUAACAAAAAGUGACAAAAAAAAUUGUGUUACACUUACCACGUUGGUGACCCACUUGAAUCA